AUGGCUUUCCGCAACACUGCUAUCAUUGCCGGCACGGUCCUGACCGGAGUCCUCGCUUACGCCAUCUACUUCGAUCACAAGCGCCAGAGCGAUCCUAACUUCCGCAAGUCCCUGAAGAAGAACAACAAGAAGGUCGAGAUCAGCGUUAAGCAGCAACAAGAAGCCGAGGGCGAGGCCCGAGUUGCCGCCCUCAAGAGCGCGCUCGAGUCAGUGAAGAAGGGUGGUGAACUUCCCACAGGUCUCGAGGAGAAGGAAGCCUACUUCAUGGAGCAGGUCGCAAAGGGAGAGUCUCUUUGCGCUUCCGAGGGUGCCGAGAACGAGGCCGCCAUUUCCUUCUGGAAGGCAUUGAAGGUCUACCCCCAGCCCCAGGACCUCAUGGGCAUCUACGAGCGCACAGUGCCUGCAAACAUUCUGGAGGUUCUUGCUGAGCUUAUCGCCCUCGACGUUGGCGCUCCCUCCGCUUCCAAGGCCAGCGCUGGUGCUGACGACAACAUCGAGUAA
This is a messenger RNA of Penicillium olsonii, 501 nucleotides long. Lineage: Eukaryota; Fungi; Ascomycota; Eurotiomycetes; Eurotiales; Aspergillaceae. The record is from the annotation of a GenBank genome assembly.